UCUAUGACUAACCUCUUAUUAUCAGUCAUUGACUAGUGAUAGUGUACAAAUUGUUAUUGUUAAAAAUUCAAUGUACGUAAUUUUAACGUUUUAAAUCUCAGGUCAUUUGUAUUUAAAAUUUAUGAUUCAAAACAGAUAUCCACUAUUACAAUUUAAAAUUUUUAUGUAAUAAACAGGUUAUAUAUUUCGUGAUUGAUUAGUAUUGAAUACUCAGCGUGUAGUGAUAAAAAAUAUUAUUUGAAUUUGAAUUCUCCCAGACUAACAAAACAAACUGUGCCAUGUGAAUGUCAAGAAUGAGCCCACUGUUGGCACUGGCACUGACAGUGGUGAGCAACACACAGUCACCAUUGGAGGGAGAAGUGGUGGUGGGGGUGAGGUGGCUAGACUGUAGACAGCAGACUCUGUCAGUCAGUUGUGAGCCACCAUGGAGGACACUCAAGACAUCGAGCAGGAGUCCUUAAACAUUCACACAACACAGCUAACAUAUAAUACUUUCAAAACAGCUGAUAGCAGUUCAAGAUUUUUGCCUGAUAAAUUUAAGGGUUCAACCGAUAGGGCACCUGGCCAACCUCGAGUCAAGGACAUCUACCCUCAAGUGAAUCAUAGCAUCCUGUAUGGCACACAUGCUUGUAAUCCAGACUGGUAUCACAUAGCAUACUUUGCAAUCCUUUUACCUCAGUAUGUUGCAGUAUGUUGUAUCAUAGCACCAUGUAUUGCUCACAUGCUCUUAAUCCAGGCUGGUAUCAACAUGGCAUAUUCUGCAAUCCAUCAACCUCAGAUUGUUUCAGAUUAUACGUCAUAUAUUGCUCAUAUGCUCGUGAUCCAGGCUGGUAUCAACAUGGCAUAUUCUGAAAUCCAUCAACCUCAGUUGAUGGAUGACAACUCCACCUUCCGUAUUGACAAGGAUCAAGCAUCCUGGAUUGCUAGUCUGAUGGCUAUUGCUACUCCAGUAGGAGCGCUAGUGUGUGGUCCGUUCAUGGAUCUGCUGGGUCGCAGGCUUUUCUCCGUCAUCGCAACAGUGCCCAUAAUCCUCUCCUGGUUUAUACUGGUUUUAAUGCCAAACUCUGUCUGGCUAUUGUAUGUAGCCAGAGUGCUUGCAGGCUUUGGAGGGGGAUUGACGACUGUAUCAAUUGUCUACAUCUCGGAGAUUAGCAAUGCAGCAUGGCGCCCAAUGCUGCUGUGCCUCAACUCCGUGUUUGUCAGCCUGGGCAUCCUGCUGACCAACAUUCUGGGCGUGUGCCUGCCCUGGCGUGUUGUUGCUCUCUCUGCUGGCUGUCUUACCCUCACCAGUGCCGCUGCCAUUCUCGCCUACAAUCCCGAGAGUCCCUACUGGCUCCUCACAUUCUCUCCCUCUGAAAAAAACUUUGAACAGGCCAAGAAAUCUCUGCGUUUUCUUUACCCCAAUCAACAAAUGUUUGCCAUGGAGUGGGAUCGACUAGUAACUCUCAGUCAAGAAAAGCGUGAUAAGGACCCUGGGCAAAGUGAAAGUGAUGGGUUGAUAGGGAAAGUCAAACAAUCGACUUCAGCAUUCCUUCAGAGGUCAUCUCUGCUGCCAUUAGCUCUGCUCAUGACCAUCUUUUUGUUCCAACAACUCAGCGGCACCUAUCCAAUCAUAUUUUAUGCUGUCCAAGUCUUCCAGUCCAUUGGUGGCCACUUCGGUGGAGGUCUGGAUGAAGACUCCGCCACAGUCUUGCUCGGGAUAAUCAGGUUCGCGAUGAGCCUGCUUACAGCCGGGUUGUCCCGUAUGUAUGGCAGGAGACCUCUCUUGAUUGUUUCUGGAGUAGGGAUGACCAUAUCUAGCUUUGCUGCUGCAAUUUACCUCCAGAAAAGUUCUGUUUUCAACAAUGUGUUCAACAAAAACCAAAUAGUUUUAAAUCACACAAGUCUAGAGAACUUAACGUAUGCUAGUGUUAAUGUUACCAAUAGCAAUUCUAGUGCUCCUAUAUUGGGUGAUCCUAAUGUAGACAAUAUGGCCAACUUGAUAGGGCUUAUAUGUAUUCUUGUUUUUGUAAGUAUGAGUUCUUUGGGAUUUCUCAUUAUCCCAUGGACUCUUAUCGGAGAGAUUCUACCUCUGUCGGUUCGAGGAAUGGGUGGAGGACUGUUGGUCUCUUUUGCUUACGUUUUGAUGUUUGGCGUUGUUAAAAUCUUUCCAUUUAUGCUAGAUGUGCUGCAUAUAUCUGGCUGUUUUUAUUUUUUCAGUUUCACAUCUCUUAUAAAUGUAUUAAUUGUUUAUUUCUUCCUACCUGAAACAUUAGGCAAAAGUUUUGAGGAAAUUGCAAAAUUCUUUGUAAGACCUAGAUAGAAUAAAAUCUUAACUGAAGAUUUUACUUUUUGCAAUGGUUGACCACAUUGUGUGUAUUCAGUGAAAUUAUGACCUUUUUCCUCAGUCCCUUAUUAAAUUCUGACAAAUAUGUUUACUUUUGCUCAUUUGUUUGUUGCGUUUCCUAUUAUUAUAAUUUAAAUUAAACAAAACAAUUUUGUUAUUGAGUUUGUCUUGACAUUUUAGUAAUUAAAACCAAUAUUUUUAUUUUUAUUAACUGAAUUUUUCAUGGCAAUAUUUAAAAUCAGUUUAGUUUUGGAUAGUAUUUUAUAUUAUUUACCAACCCAUAAGUUUCCCAGUCAUUUAAACUACAUGAACAUUUAUAAAAAAUGUUACUUAAAUUUGUAACAAUACUUUCCAUGCCAUAUUUUAAUCAGAGUCCAAAUUAUCUACUUAAUGUGUAUUAUUUAAAUACACUGAUAUGUGGUCCUUAUAUCAAUUUAUUUUUAAGUAAAAAGUAUAUUAUAAAACAAGGCUCUUAAAUCAAAAUACUGAACUUUCGCUUCACUUAAAAUGAUUAUUUAUCACAACAUACUGAGAUUCCUUCUACAGAUGGUUAAGAAUAAACCAAUAUAAUAUAUUUUGAUCUCUGACUCUGUGAUGGUAAUAUUAUGUAACAGUUUCCUGUUUUAUUUCUAAAGAAAUGUUUAUUUGGAAUAGAGUGGUGUCUACUAUAUCAAAGAUUAACAAAACCACUAGUUUGAGAAAAUUGGGUGGAGUGAAUAUAAUAGGGUAAAGACUUCACUUAUAUGUUUGGAAGUUAUUACAGCCUCAUAUCUAAGAGGCUGUCUUAAAAUAUAUUUUAUUUUAUAUUUUAUUAAAAUUCUUAUGAUAUUUUAAUUAUUAUUAUAGUAUGUUUUUUGUUGUAUGUUUCAAGCAUUCUUUAAACGUAAGCAAUUAUUUUCAUAUUUUGUAGAUAAAGUAAUACUCUUCAGCUGAAACUACUAGUUAUAGUGUAAAUGUUGAGUUUGGCUACAGAUCACCUCCUUUAGUCUGGAAUCUGAUGCUGUCACAGACUUAACUCCUGAAAAGUCAGUGACGAAGAAGCUCAGAAUGAACUGCAGGUGCACAGUUGAUGAGAUAAUGAGAAUACCUCUUUACCCAGAUUACAUUAUAUUUUGAAAUUUAAGUCUCUUUGAUGUCAAAACAAUAUAAAAAUUCAAUUUUUAGAUCUUCGUCACCAAUUUUUUUUGGAUCUUCUCAGACAAUAUGACUCCAGUCAGAGUCAAGUCUGUGACAGCGUCUGAUUCCAGAUGCUGCACUAAGAGGAAGGUGAAUUGGAACUAAACUAACAUUCACAUUGAAUAAACCCGUACCUUCAUAGCUAUGUUAUGCCAAUUGCUGUAAUAAUAUAAAUAAUCUAGCAAAUAAAAAGUUCAGUGAAA
Molecule: messenger RNA, 3705 nt
Organism: Homalodisca vitripennis (glassy-winged sharpshooter)
Lineage: Eukaryota; Metazoa; Arthropoda; Insecta; Hemiptera; Cicadellidae
Product: facilitated trehalose transporter Tret1-like
Exons: 8
Coding region: 425-2302 (625 amino acids)
Biological process (GO): transmembrane transport
Cellular component (GO): membrane
Molecular function (GO): transmembrane transporter activity
Source: RefSeq, a predicted model, not a curated record